UCGUCUCCUUGAAGUUGGGGUUGGACUUUGUAAUCUCUCUCUCUCUCCCUCCCUCAUAUUUUUCUAUCUUGGGAGUUGUGAAAAUUAGCUUACAACAAUUACGAGGAGAAAAUACUAAUCGGUUAGCAGAAAAUUAGUGUAUAUAUAAUUUAGACCAGGAAGUUGUUAAUUUAGUCAGUUUAACAGCUGGGUUUAUGGAGGAAAUAAAUAAGAAAAUAGGAGGAGAAGAAGGGAGCUUAAAUGGGUUCUCUCCAGUUUCUUCUACUCCAGUUUUUUGGAAAUCUAGGAAAAGAUCAGCAACGAGUGCAAAGAAUCUAGACAGUGCAGUAAAUGAUUCCAAAACUGAAAAAGCGAUGGAAAAACAAGAAGAUACUAUCAUGGAUGAAAACCAGCAAGAAUCAAACAGUGUUUCCGUUCUUUCUGAGAAACGGAAGGCUUUAUUUGAACCACUGGAACCCGUAAGUGGUCGACGACCUUCAGCUGAAUCCUUACUUCCGCCUCCUGACUUUGAAUCCGCUAGCUAUCCAAAGGGGUGGCUGAUUGGGAAGAGGCGAAAGCUAGUAAAUGUUGACGUUGUCGAGAGUAUGCGAAGGAUUGCAGUACAGGAAAUAAAUCGAAAGGAUAGGGAAAUAGAUGGCCUGAAUGUGCAAUUAGAAGAGGAUGCUCGAGUCUUAGAGCAUCUUCAACUCCAGCUACUCGAAGAACGAAGCAAGCGCACUGAUGUAGAGAGAACAAAUGCUAUGCUGCAAGACCAAAUUACAAUGCUUAUGAAUAUGUUACAAGAGAAUGAACCAGAAGAGGAUGAUGGACCCGACGAGCCCUGAAUUUCAUUUUUUCUUUUCUUUUCUUUUCGUGCCUUAUUCUUUUGUAUAUUUAUAUCCCGAAGUCUUAAAAUAUGCUUUAUUGUAGAUGUAUUGUCUCUUCUUCCUGGUUUUGCUCUUGUAGUUUUUAUUUGAUUACCAUGUAAGGUGAGUUAGAGAGUAUUCAGUACUGAAUGUGUAUGAAGAUGUUAUAAUUCUGCAUGGUUUGUUGCUGUUGAAAUACUGAAUGAAUUAAGUUGCACAAAAUACUGAUUA
Molecule: messenger RNA, 1076 nt
Organism: Olea europaea var. sylvestris
Lineage: Eukaryota; Viridiplantae; Streptophyta; Magnoliopsida; Lamiales; Oleaceae
Product: protein HEADING DATE REPRESSOR 1-like
Exons: 3
Coding region: 195-824 (209 amino acids)
Biological process (GO): regulation of flower development
Source: RefSeq, a predicted model, not a curated record